AUGAAAUUCACUCCACUCUUUUGCUUCCUUUCUCUCUUGGUGUUGUUCAACGCAAAGCCACUACAAGGAGCUGAACCAGAGGCAGUACUAGACAAACAAGGCAAGCGUCUAAAACCAGGAAAAGGCUACUACGUGUGGCAGUUUUGGGCCGACAACAUCGGAGGCUUAACAUUAGGCACAACAAGAAACAAAACAUGUCCACUUGACGUCAUUCGUAACCCCAAAGCAAUUGGCUCCCCGGUAUACUUCUCUGCACCAGGUCUUACAUACAUUCCAACUCAAACUGAUCUCACCAUUGAGAUUCCAAUCGUGGGUAGUCCUUGCAAGGAGUCAAAAGUAUGGAAGCUUUCAAAGGAGGGGUCUGGAUUCUGGUUUGUGAGCACAGGUGGUGUUGCUGGGGAUCUUAUUAGCAAGUUCAAGAUUGAGAAACUUGAAGGAGACAUUGAUGUUCCUAUCUAUAUCUUUAAGUUUUGUCCUUCUGUUCCUGGUGUUUUGUGUGCUCCAGUUGGAACUUUUACAGAUACUGAUGGAACUAAAGUUUUGGCUGUUGGUGAUGAUCUUGAGCCUUAUUAUGUUAGGUUUCAGAGGGUUUCAGCUUUUCCUCAAGAGAUUUGA
Messenger RNA from Vicia faba (fava bean), 615 nucleotides. The record is from the annotation of a GenBank genome assembly. Lineage: Eukaryota; Viridiplantae; Streptophyta; Magnoliopsida; Fabales; Fabaceae.